This is a messenger RNA of Cladophialophora bantiana CBS 173.52, 2202 nucleotides long. RefSeq lists its product as uncharacterized. The record is from RefSeq and is a predicted model, not a curated record. The coding region runs from base 1 to 2202 and encodes 733 amino acids. The transcript has a single exon. NCBI's taxonomy places the organism in Eukaryota, Fungi, Ascomycota, Eurotiomycetes, Chaetothyriales, Herpotrichiellaceae.
AUGUUUUCCCUAUGGUCGCUCGUUCUUCUACCUAUCGCGCUGUCUUCAGCGCUGAACUUGGAUCUGAAUUUGGACUUGAGCUUGGGCAAGAAAACACCCCUCAGAUUCAUGCGCAGGAAUAUCAUUUACUGGAACACCACGUCGCCCCAUCCAGACCUCGCCUCGGAGGCAUCCACAGUCACUUCGUCCAGUGCAACAUCUACUUCAGUUCCCAGUGAGACAACCUCGUCCCCUGUAUCGACAAUCGCUUCGUCUAGUUCUACAUCAACUUUUACUCCCGUCGACACGAGGUCCAGCCUCCCACCAAUCGCUCAGUUCAGCCCUCCAUCGAUUCCAGCUCCAUCUGACACCAGCACCACCAUAACAGUCGCUACAAUCUAUCCUCCACCGAUUCCCGCUCGCUCCGACACCAGUACCAGCUCAACGACAAUCGCUUCGUUCGCUCCUCCACCGAUUUUCGCUCCAGUGGGGUCGAACCCAAGCACCACGACAGUCACUGCGCCAACGAAUACAUCUACUUCUCUCUCAAGUGAAUCGAUUUCUUCUGAUAUUGGCACCCAUAUCAAUGGAUCAACACCUCCCGCUCUCAAAACCCCUCCACCUUUGCCCUCAAUCACACGCCCUUUUACCAACACCACAAUCAGUCUAGAUCUUGGCAUGACUACGAAUUCCUCGACCGUGUCUCCAACUUGUACAGGCUCAGUCACGUACUUCGGAACUGUUCCACCCACAGUCUACGUGACUGUGACUGAGGGAUUCGACGUGACUGUAACAGCCAGCAAUGAGUCCAUGACUGAGAUGCCGACCUUGAUCACUCCAUUGCCAGCAUGUGAAGCAACGAUCAUGCCCCUGGCUGCGUCAUAUUCGUAUGCCCCGUUAUCGACAGAAUCGGAGGCCCCUUCAAACGUUCCUCAAUUCGCUACCAAUAAUCCACUCAUCGCUCCCGCACCUGAAUCCACUCGGCCAGUGGUGCCUGCGGGAACACCUGCCAUUGCUACCCCUCCCACGCCCUUGGCGAGCUCUGCUUCUGCUGCCUCUACAGCUGUCUACUCCAGUGUCGACUAUACCAGUACUGUCGUCGUCACAAAGAAGACACCGGUGCCCGUGGUAAUACCACCCACCACUUCUGUCGACAUCAACUUCAAUUUCCCGUCCCAGAGUUCCACCCCGCCUCCUAGCGGAAACAGUGGCAACAACGGUGGCGGCGGCGGGAACACCCCUGCUCCCGGUGGGAGUAACAACGCACCAGCACCUCCCGCAACCAGUAAUGGAGGGGGCAGUUUCCCUUCGAUCAGUAACCAAGGCCCAACCGGAGGUAGUUUGAUCGUCGAGGCUCCUACAACUACAAAAAUAGGCAAUAUCAUCGCUUCCAUCAUCAACUCACCCUUUGCGACCGCCUCGCCUACUGGUCAUGCUUCCGGAGCUGCCCCCUUGACUACCACAGUUGACGGUGUCCCUAUUGUUGUACAGCCCUCCAGUGUGGUGAUUGGCGGUCAGACCGUUGCAAUCCCUAAUCUGGUUCCCACCACCGUGCAAGCCUCCGGUGCUGUCUUCACAGUGGAGCCCUCCAAAAUCAUAGCUCCUUCAGCGACUAUCACAAUCCAGCUUCAACGUGACCAGAUCGUGACACCUGUUCCUACGGCCACGAUUACCACCGCGGUUGGCGAUCUCACUCUCACCGUCGGACCCACGGUUGCGAUCAUCUCUGGAACGACGUAUAGGAUCGGAGAAGGUGCGCCAGCCACGACGAUUAUAGUUGACGGAACGAGGAUCUCCAUCGGCUCUGCUGGCGUUGGGUUACCUAGCACUACUGUGGCGCCUGGUGGCGCGACGAACUCGCCCUUCGUUGUCUACACCGUACAAGGCCUGACCUUCUCGAUCGAUGCCACUGAAGCCAUUGUUGGUGGCACCACCUACCGCAUUGGAUCCAACGCUCCCCAAGUGACGACCACCAUUGGCUCGGGACAUGUGUCGGUGUCAUUUGGCCCAGGGGGAGUUGGCCUUGAAUCGACCACGAUCGUUCCCGCGACAGCCUCAUCGCACAUAUCUCAGACUACGAAGACCGGUUCAAAAUCAACACCUGCAACUGCGUCUCCGACACAGUCUGCGAAUGUAGCCAACGAGGCAUCAUCUCAGGUCUGCGGACCAGUCGUUCUUCGACGCUGUCUAUUUGUUCUGUCUUUGGGAUGGCUUGUUCUUUGA